Messenger RNA from Canis lupus familiaris (dog), 1527 nucleotides. RefSeq names its product ubiquitin like modifier activating enzyme 5 (gene UBA5). The record is from RefSeq and is a predicted model, not a curated record. Gene Ontology annotation, biological process: protein ufmylation. Gene Ontology annotation, cellular component: cytosol; cytoplasm. Gene Ontology annotation, molecular function: UFM1 activating enzyme activity. Bases 144 to 1427 code for a protein of 427 amino acids. The transcript has 12 exons. Lineage: Eukaryota; Metazoa; Chordata; Mammalia; Carnivora; Canidae.
CGGCGUACCGGAAGCGGUACCGUGGGAACCCGGCGGGAGCGGCGGAGACGUGUCGAGUGUGAGGCGCCGGGAGCACUUCCGCAGGGCUCUGGGCUAGGAAAGCGGCGGCGGCGGCUGCCUCCCCUUCCCCUCGCGGGGCCCGCAUGCCUAGCAGCGUGGGGCGGCGGCGGCGGCGGCGGCGGCUGGGGGAGCUGGCGGCCGGGGUCCCAGCCAUGGCCGAGCCCGUGCAGCGGCUGCAGCAGCGGGUGGAGGAGCUGGAGCGGGCCCUGGCUCAGGAGAGAAGUCGGCGGGCCGUGGGGGGAGGCGACGGAGGCGGCGGCCGGGUCCGCAUCGAGAAGAUGAGUUCGGAGGUGGUGGACUCCAACCCCUACAGCCGGCUAAUGGCAUUGAAACGAAUGGGAAUCGUAAGCGACUAUGAGAAAAUCCGAACCUUUGCUGUAGCAAUAGUAGGUGUUGGUGGAGUUGGUAGUGUGACUGCUGAAAUGCUGACAAGAUGUGGCAUUGGUAAGUUGCUACUCUUUGACUAUGACAAGGUGGAACUGGCCAAUAUGAAUAGACUUUUCUUCCAACCUCAUCAAGCAGGAUUAAGUAAAGUUCAAGCAGCAGAAUAUACUUUGAGGAACAUUAAUCCUGAUGUUCUUUUUGAAGUACACAACUACAAUAUAACCACAGUCGAAAACUUUCAACAUUUCAUGGAUAGAAUAAGUAAUGGUGGAUUAGAAGAAGGAAAACCUGUUGACCUAGUUCUUAGCUGCGUGGACAAUUUUGAAGCUCGGAUGACAAUAAAUACAGCUUGUAAUGAACUUGGGCAAACGUGGAUGGAGUCUGGGGUCAGUGAAAAUGCUGUGUCAGGGCAUAUACAGCUCAUAAUUCCUGGAGAAUCUGCUUGUUUUGCGUGUGCUCCACCACUUGUAGUUGCUGCAAAUAUUGAUGAAAAGACUCUGAAACGAGAAGGUGUUUGUGCAGCCAGUCUUCCUACCACUAUGGGAGUGGUUGCUGGGAUCUUAGUUCAAAAUGUGUUAAAGUUUCUGUUAAAUUUUGGUACUGUUAGUUUUUACCUUGGAUAUAAUGCAAUGCAAGAUUUUUUCCCUACUAUGUCCAUGAAGCCAAAUCCUCAGUGCGAUGACCGAAAUUGCAGGAAGCACCAAGAAGAAUACAAGAAAAAGGUAGCAGCAUUGCCCAAACAGGAGGCUAUUCAAGAAGAGGAAGAGAUAAUACAUGAAGACAAUGAGUGGGGUAUUGAGUUGGUAUCUGAGGUUUCAGAAGAGGAACUAAAAAAUUCUUCAGGUCCAGUUCCUGACUUACCUGAAGGAAUUACAGUGGCAUACACAAUUCCCAAAAAGCAAGAAGAUUCUGUAGCUGAGGUAACUGUGGAAGAUUCUGGUGAAAGCUUGGAAGACCUUAUGGCCAAAAUGAAGAAUAUGUAGAUAAUGGACUGACCUAUUAUUUCCUGAGUUUAAGCCUACUCUCUUGCAAUUAAAAAAAAAAAAAAAGAAAGAAAGAAAAUUUUUUUUUUAAGAAAACCAA